This is a messenger RNA of Bactrocera neohumeralis, 777 nucleotides long. RefSeq lists its product as uncharacterized. The transcript is spliced from 2 exons. Bases 1 to 777 code for a protein of 258 amino acids. The record is from RefSeq and is a predicted model, not a curated record. Lineage: Eukaryota; Metazoa; Arthropoda; Insecta; Diptera; Tephritidae.
AUGGAUGAAAUGGACAAAUUUCUACUACAUGGACUCCGUAAGGGUGAACGGGGAACACCAAUGGCACAAAAUAUUCUAUUCGGAUGGGUACUGUUUGGCAACGCUGCCAAUUUAGAAAGCCCACCGGUGAACAUUUCAACUUUACAUUCCGACCUUCAUUUAACUCAACUCAUCCACAAGUUUUGGGAACUCGAAGAACUAGCCGCCCGCAAAUUCUUUUCACCUGAAGAAUCUAUGUGUGAGAAACUAUACGACGAUACGACCGAGCGUGCAUCGGAUGGUCGCUUCAUCGUGCGUUUACCUUUGAAGAAAAACGUAUUGAUAGCUGAGACAACAACAGAUAAACUCUACUAUAUGCCACAUCAUGCGGUGGUAAAGACCACAAGUCAAGCAACGAAACUUCGAGUAGUUUUCAACGCAUCUAUGAAGUCUACCUAUGCGAAUUCUUUAAACGAUGCCCUCAUGUUAGGCCCACAGCUAAAACAAGAUUUAUUUUCUAUUUUGGUUCGCUUACGCAUUCACCUUUUCGGAAUCAUAGCCGAUAUCGAAAAGAUGUACCGCCAAGUUUAUGUCGCUAAAGAGGACUCAGAUUAUCAACGCAUAGUUUGGCGUUCGAAUCCAGCAGAUCCAGUUCAUCAUUAUCGUCUUUUAAGGGUCACGUAUGGAGUCGCCGCAGCAUCACAUCUUGCUGUUAAGUCACUACAUCGAGCCGCACUUAAUGCGUCAAACGCAAGCAAGGAAGUCAUUGAAGUUAUAAGGUCUUCUUUUUUUUCUUAA